AUGUCUGACGACGAUGAUUUCAUGCAAGAAUCUGACCCAGAGCAAUAUGAUUUUGAAUACGAAGACGACGAUGACGACCUGGGCGGUAAUGACGCCUCGGUCGACAUCGAAAACAAAUACUACAAUGCCAAACAACUCAAAGUCGACAACCCCUCCGAAGCAAUAGACGAGUUCCUCGGCGUCCCCGCCCUGGAGGAAGGUAAAGGUGAAUGGGGAUUCAAGGGCCUCAAACAGGCGAUCAAGUUGGAAUUCGCGCUGGGCAGAUACGACGACGCGGUAAAACAUUACAAAGAGUUGUUGACGUACGUGAGGUCCGCGGUGACGAGGAAUUACUCUGAAAAAUCCAUCAACAAUAUGCUCGACUACAUUGAGAAAGUUGCCGGUCAACCUACCUCAGGCGCAGGCGCUCGCGCGAGCAAAGGUGACACGGAGACAACCACGGCGUACAAGUCCAUGGAAGAGUUCUACCGCUUGACGCUUGAUACUUUCCAGAGCACGAACAACGAGAGACUGGCUCUCAAGACGAAUUUGAAACUGGCCAAGUUGUAUCUCGAUAAAAAGGACUACAAUCAACUGAGCAACAAGGUUAGGGAGAUCCAUCAAGCGUGCCAGAAGGAAGACGGUACAGAUGACCCUGGCAAGGGAACGUAUUCGCUCGAGGCAUACGCGCUCGAGAUCCAGAUGUAUGCCGAGAUGAAAAACAACAAGCGUCUCAAAUCUCUGUACCAGAAGGCUCUCACCGUUCGGUCUGCGGUCCCUCAUCCUAAGGUCCAAGGUAUCAUCCGAGAGUGUGGUGGGAAGAUGCACAUGAGCGAGGAGAACUGGAAGGAGGCGCAAAGUGACUUCUUCGAGUCAUUCAAAAACUACGAUGAAGCAGGGUCCAUGCAGAGAAUCCAAGUGUUGAAAUACCUUGUUCUCACAACCAUGUUGAUGAAGUCGACCAUCAACCCAUUCGACUCACAGGAGACGAAACCAUACAAGAACGAUCCGCGCAUUUCGGCAAUGACCGACCUGGUGGACGCCUAUCAGCGCGAUGACAUUCACCGCUACGAAUCCAUCUUGAAGGAGAACCAGGACUUACUCGCGGACCCGUUCAUCGCCGAGAAUAUCGACGAAGUCAGCCGGAACAUGCGUACGAAGGCCGUCUUGAAGCUGAUUGCACCGUACAGCCGGUUCACCCUCCAAUUUAUCUCAAAGCACAUCAAGAUCCCCGUCAGUGAGGUCCAGGACAUUCUAGCCGUCUUGAUUGUGGACAAAAAGCUGCAAGCGAGGAUCAAUCAGGAAAACGGUACCGUCUCCGUGGAAAAUGACAAUGAAGGUGACACGCAACACCUGGCCCAGCUUCGCGAUUGGACCUCAGCCGUGGAAAGCCUCUGGUCGGGCUUGUUCAACGAGGGCGAAGGGUUCAAGCUUGAAGAUACCCAGGGUGGUGCCUCAUUCUCAGGUAUGAAUUUCCCAAUGGGCUUCGAAGCGGGUGGGCCCAUUCCAAGCCGGGGCCCUGGACGCCGGGGCGGUGGACGCGGUCGGGGAGGCGGGAAGCUUGUUGCUCCAAUAUGA
Messenger RNA from Fonsecaea multimorphosa CBS 102226, 1557 nucleotides. RefSeq lists its product as uncharacterized. Gene Ontology annotation, biological process: protein deneddylation. NCBI's taxonomy places the organism in Eukaryota, Fungi, Ascomycota, Eurotiomycetes, Chaetothyriales, Herpotrichiellaceae. The transcript has 2 exons. Gene Ontology annotation, cellular component: COP9 signalosome. The record is from RefSeq and is a predicted model, not a curated record. The coding region runs from base 1 to 1557 and encodes 518 amino acids.